This is a messenger RNA of Periophthalmus magnuspinnatus, 674 nucleotides long. RefSeq names its product chromosome 5 C1orf50 homolog (gene c5h1orf50). The record is from RefSeq and is a predicted model, not a curated record. The coding region runs from base 89 to 661 and encodes 190 amino acids. The transcript is spliced from 5 exons. NCBI's taxonomy places the organism in Eukaryota, Metazoa, Chordata, Actinopteri, Gobiiformes, Gobiidae.
UAUUUGCUCAGAGAAUCAACAACUUUAGUUACAAAACCGACCUGAUAUAAGAGUUAUUUUUGAGGGACAUUUCUUUUCGAGACAGAAAAUGGACCGAGCGGUGAGUCUCCCGAACCAGCCCGACAGAACCACCACAGUGACUCUGGUGGAAAACAGCCCCAACCCCAGUGGACUGGAGCUGGUCAGUUCAUACCAGACCACACGAGUAGGAGACCCGAUGGACCUGGUGGCUUUAGCUUCACAAGUACAAAAGGGAGAUGAUUUCAUCAAAGCAAAUGCCUGCAACAAACUGACUGUCAUCGCUGACCAGAUCAGAUACCUCCAAGAACAGGCCAGAAAGGUUUUAGAAGACGCUAAACGAGAUGCAGACCUCCACCAUGCUGCUUGUAACAUAGUGAAGAAACCAGGAAACAUGUAUUACCUUUAUGAACGCCCGUCUGGACAGAAGUAUUUCUCUAUUAUCUCUCCUCAGGAAUGGGGUUCGAGCUGCCCACACCCUUUUAUUGGUGCAUUUAAACUUCAGCAUGACAUGUCCUGGACUCCCAUAGAAGAGGUGGAAAAAAGGGACGCAGAGAUCGCCAUUAUGGACAAACUCCUAAACCAGCAGAUCGCCUUACCAUCCAACAUAGGACCUAAUUUCAAAGGAUUAUGUAAUGAAUAAAUGAUCGACUCAU